GUAUCCUCCUUCUCGCUGCUCGUCGCGCUUAUCAACGGUGGUGUCGCGAAACGGGUCUAACUAAGCGAUUGAUCUCGUGGACGACAUUCCCGUCACGCGUGGAGAACUCGCGCGCCUGUCCGAGGAUACGACCAUCCGACUGUUCAGCCCGCGUCAACGGUGACUACGACAACGACGAAGCGUUGUCGUUUCUAAGACGAGUGCAGGAUGCACCGUCUUAAUCAGUGUUAAUCAGCGAAAAGGCCGCGCGAGGCCGUCGAUGAGGCCGACGAGGAAUAAUCAGUUACAUCAGCAUGCAGAGCGACGACGAGAAGCACACCGCUGCGGAUUGCGACAAGGAUCCGAGCUGCGACGCGAAGGAUCCUGCUGCUGAUAACGGGAGUUACCCCUUCGUGGAUUCGAUCGUGAAUCGCGCGUCUACCUCGGGAGAGGAGGCACUGGCCACUCCGGACGAUGAUUAUGGCUGCGAGCACUACAAGCGAAAGUCCAAGUUCGUGACUCCCUGCUGCAAUAAGGUGUACACGUGUCGGUUCUGCCACGACGAGCAAGAGGCGCACACAGUGAACAGGAAAGAAGUCACGGAAUUGAUAUGUGUUCUUUGCGACACUCGCCAGCCGGUCCAAGCCACCUGCCAGAAUUGUCAUUGCCAGUUUGGCAAAUAUACAUGUCUCGAGUGUAAUCUUUUUGAUGACGAGGACAAGAAUCAAUAUCACUGCGAUGGCUGUGGUAUAUGUAGAGUCGGUGGCCGUGACAGAUUCUUUCACUGUGCCAAGUGCAACAUGUGUCUGCCGGUACAACUACAAAACGGGCAUACGUGUAUAGAAAAUGUCUCGCACUCCAAUUGUCCCGUGUGUCUCGAGGAUAUUCACACAAGUCGCAUACCGUGCCACAUUCCUGAUUGUGGACAUUUGCUACAUCGUAUGUGCUUCGAGGAACUGUUGCACUCGGGACACUAUGCUUGUCCGACUUGUCAAGUAUCGCUUCUGGACAUGACAGAUCUGUGGCGGUACUUGGAUGCGGAAGUGUCGCUAACGCCAAUGCCAGAAGCGUACAAGAACUACAAAGCCGACAUCUUGUGUAAAGACUGUCACGAGGAAUCGACCGUGAAGUUUCAUAUUGUCGGGUUGAAGUGCUUGAAUUGUGGCAGCUAUAAUACGUGCAGGAUAAAGGGCUCACCAUCACCAGAUCCAGACACACUGAGCGAAGCGGCUGGUAGCAGUAGCACAGGGGAGGAAGAGCCGAAGCAAGGGCAAAGCUCAGACAAGGUGUUCCCGCGGUCGCGAAAGGAAUAGAUGAGUCUCCGGUGAUGAUACGAGAGUAUUUGUACUUUAGACGAAUAUUAUCUCUACGAUCUUCUGUAGCAAAUUCCAUUUUCUGCAUUCUAUUGUUGCUUUUUUGAAUUGGUACUUUUUUGGGCUAAACUUUAGUCGGUAUAGCAAGUUGGUAUGCUUGCAAGCGUACUAGUCGGGACUAGUAUAGCUACUACUAUACUACUUGCCGGUAUAGCAAGUUAGUACAAUUGGGACUAUCAUUAUUAAAUGACCAGUGAUGUCACCGAGGCUAGUGCAUAAUUAUUUCCAAUCAAUGAUCAUUCGUGACACACUACUGUAAUUUUCUAAGUUGAAUAUGUAGAUCAUUUCAUUAAUGCGAUUUCCUUUUAACUGACGCACAUUAAUUGUCUCUUUCAUUAAUUUGCGAUUGAAAACAGUUAAUGAAAUGAUCGACAUAAAGGCGUUGUAUAAACGUUCCUUUUUAAUACAUCACGCGUUUGUGCUAAAGAACUCAAUCGUGUAAAAGAUUAUAAUACACGUCGGUUUUACCAUAAUUUAGAGACGAACGGUUUUUAAUAGCUUACUAAAGAACGGCAAUUCUGUCACAAGGAAACGUCCACAUGUUUUAUCUCUCUUGUCGUCAUCCUUUUAACACAUCCACCGCCACGACGGACGCAAGUGGCUGUCGCUGAACUUUUCGUUUAUGACGGUCACUGGUGACUGGCAUGCAAUAAAUGUAUUGGGACACGUGAAUAAUAUUACAACAUGCUAUUACUUACAUUAGCAAGAUAAUGACUGAUCAGCAAUAAUAGAAAAGAACAUGAACAGCGAAUUGUAAUAAUUAAGAUUGGUGUGAACGGAAAGUCAGCUAAAUUAUGCGUGACGGUAGAUGUGUUAAAUAUAUAAGUAUAUAUAGAUAAUAUUCGAUUUAAUAUACUUAUAAUUCGGUCACAAUUAUUACUUGCUUUUUUUAAAUCUUUUUUAAUACAGGAUAUUUAAAACUUACCGUGCAUUAUAUUGCACACGUUGCAUAAAUCUGGAAUAAAUUUAAAAUUGUUGGUACACGUUUCAUCGUGAUUUUUUAAUUUCCGAAAUAUAUUCAGAAUUUUAAAGAAAAAAAAAGCUUUUCUUAUGACAUAGAAUUGCAGUUGUUGCCAUUUUUUCGAACGAAGAAUAUUAAAUUCUAAAUUAAGCAUAACAAAAUGUCCACGAAACGGGAAAGUUUACGUGGCAAAUAUCGGUGCGUCCUGUAUAAUCGUGCAUGUUUUCUGUGUCUAGGUAGAUCUAGUCUUGAAAUGACGAUUCCGUCAAUAGGUAAUAACUAAAGAUUCUUUACUCUGAGGAAAUUAUUAAAAAGUUGUGGACUGACGGCUAUUUAGGUAAAUAGGAAUGUGAUAUAUCACAAAAUUGUUUAUAUUAGGACAUUUGAUAUUGGUAUUAGGACAUUAUAAUAUAUUGAUAUUUGAUAUUAGACAGUGUAGCGUGGUGUCACCCUAGCCUGAAAUACGAUAUUCACAUAUAUACAGAUUUACAUGAACGCUUAUACACUAUAUAUAAUUUUAUUGAUUAAUGUGCGAUAUUGCUGAGAAUCGUUUUUUUUUUUAAAUACUUUAAGUAUCGGUAAGAUCCUGCCGCGGAUUAGUAGUCGGAGCUGAUUCACAUAUGUAUAAUCCUUGUUGCAUUAAGAUAUGUAAAGUAAUGGCCUAAUUAAGAUUGCACUUCAAACAAUAUCACUUUUGCAUAAGUCUGCACUUAUGCAACAAUUUUGCAUAAAUCAACAUUUUUGUUCCUGUAAACUUUUUAGAAACUUCCAAAUUCUUAUUUAGCAUGUUUUGUCAUUUUGCAACCGAGAUUUUUUUUUUUAAAAGAGAUUACUCAUAAUUUAGUCGUAAUCUAGUCGGGAAAAAAAGGAUCGUACUGCUAUUGUCGCAAUAAUUUUCUUGUAAGGUAUGUCAUAGACAAGAACAUGGAUGAGUUCAAUCAUACCAGGUGGCACACAUUAAUGCAACAACAAAAAUAUCAAUUUAGUGAAUAAUUAAGGAAGGAAAUCUUCGUUGAGUAUAUUAUGUACCAGAGCAAUUUCUAAUGUGUGUGUGUAUACUGAAUGCUCAUUUCCUAAGAGGCAUUCUUCUAGUACAGUAAUAUAUUCACCUAAUAUAUUCAGCUAAACAAAAAUCUACGUAAUCUGUUUUAUUGUAAUUGUACGUACAAUAUGUAGAUAGAGUAUUUUAUAGUCGCAUCAAAUGUGAAUUCUGCUCUGUCUUAUCAUAUUUGAUACAAAAUAGUUUCUAAUUGUUCGAGUAGUAAUCCUCAAGUACUUUAUAAUAAACGACUGAAUUCGGUGCCUUUCCCUUGACGCCUGAAUUGCAUUGAAUUGUAUAGUUGCGAACGACACUUUAACGCGUAAUUUUUUUUUAGAUUUUCGUUCAAAAAGAGCAGGCCGAUACUUAUGGCUCAGAACUUUAUCAUUCCACAGCAUUCCAAGUAAAACAUUCAAUGUGUACGGAAUUUUAUAUAAUAUUUUUUUGGAUCAAAAUGCGUUUUCACGAUGUUUUCAGCAAACUGCUGAAUUAAAUAGUUUUAGAAAGCUUUGACGAUUCUCAUCUCUUCGUUUGCUCAUAACGUUUAUCAUAGAAAUAAAUCUGAAUAUUUUCAGGACAAUGCUUGUGAGCGCAACGAUCACAUUAAUCGUAUACUUAAUUCUGUAAUACUGUUUACUAGUGCAAUACCGUUUUCAGUGUCAUCGAAAUAAUGUUUUUAUUGAUGUUAGAUGUUUAUCUCACGGUAAAAGACACGUUGAACGCAUUUUGCACGCCAUGUGUUCAAACGACUGCGUCAGAGAGUAGCUUUGUGACAUGUAACGAUAUACGUAGAUUCCGUUGUGAUUUAAUUAUCACGAUUUUAUUAUUCACUUGUAAGUUAAAUAUCAGUUAUACAAAGACUCUUUGUACAUAACACCGCAAUAAUGCUUUUUGUUUUACAUAUAAUAUACCAUUGUAUCAAAUAAAUCAACUACAAUUU
This is a messenger RNA of Ooceraea biroi (clonal raider ant), 4292 nucleotides long. It is a transcript of the gene Rchy1, whose product is annotated as Ring finger and CHY zinc finger domain containing 1. Gene Ontology annotation, cellular component: nucleus. The record is from RefSeq and is a predicted model, not a curated record. NCBI's taxonomy places the organism in Eukaryota, Metazoa, Arthropoda, Insecta, Hymenoptera, Formicidae. Gene Ontology annotation, biological process: protein ubiquitination; ubiquitin-dependent protein catabolic process. Gene Ontology annotation, molecular function: ubiquitin protein ligase activity; zinc ion binding.